AUGUGUGAUGGGUAUCGAAUCAAGUACACAGCUGGUAUCGGUAUCACUUCAACGAUUGACCUGGAGCCAGAGGGGAAGGUUUAUGUUGUUAUUGACCUAUCAGGAUCUUCCAGUGAAGAUGCGCCCAUGUCCAAUGAAAAUGAGGAGCGUGUGUUUCGGCAGCGGAUGCGCCCCAGGAAGCGUCAGGGUGCCGUCCGCCGGAGAGUCCACCAGGUCAACGGACACAAGUUCAUGGCCACCUACCUGAGACAGCCCACCUACUGCUCCCACUGCAGGGACUUCAUCUGGGGCGUUUUAGGAAAGCAGGGCUACCAGUGUCAAGUGUGCACCUGUGUGGUCCAUAAGCGCUGCCAUGAGCUGAUCAUUACCAAGUGUGCAGGGAUGAAGAAGCAGGACGACACAGGCGGAGAGGUCGGGUCACAGAGGUUCAGCGUCAACGUGCCUCACAAGUUCAGCAUCCACAACUUUAAAGUCCUCACCUUCUGCGAUCACUGUGGCUCUCUGCUGUGGGGUUUGCUGCGACAGGGACUGCAGUGUAAAGUGUGUAAAGUGAAUGUACACAGGCGCUGUGAGAGUAACGUGGCUCCUAACUGCGGCGUGGACGCCAGAGGAAUCGCUAAAGUCCUCUCUGACCUCGGAGUCACACCAGACAAGAUCUCCAACAGCGCCCAGAGACGGAAAAAGCUUCCUCAGGGUCAGGACCCCCAGCAGUCGUUACCAGGGACGCCUCAGACAGAAGACGACCGCUCAAAGUCGGCCCCCACCUCGCCAUGUGACCAAGAUGUGAAGGAGCUGGAGAACAUCCGGAAAGCUCUGUCGUUUGACCACCGCGGAGAGGAGCACAAAAAACACCCAGUAUCUUCAGCAGCCUCUGUUGCUACGGUAACAGGGGAUGGUCACGGAGGUGGAGGAGGAGGAGGAGGAGGAGGUGACGGAAGCAGUGUCGGGGUGGAGGGGAAAGCGAGCCGUGAGAACGGAGAGGUGAAAAGUUACACCGCUCCAGAGGUGAAGAGGAUGAACCUGCACGACUUCAUCUUCAUUAAAGUUUUGGGGAAAGGAAGCUUCGGAAAGGUGAUGCUGGCGGAGCAGAAAGGCAGCGACGAGGUUUACGCCGUCAAGGUGCUGAAGAAAGACGUGAUCCUGCAGGACGACGACGUGGACUGCACCCUGACCGAGAAACGCAUCCUCGCUCUGGCCAGAAAACACCCGUACCUGACCCAGCUGUUCUGCUGCUUCCAGACUAAAGACCGGUUGUUCUUCGUGAUGGAGUACGUGAACGGAGGCGACCUGAUGUUUCAGAUUCAGCGGUCGAGGAAGUUCGACGAGGCUCGAUCUCGCUUUUAUGCCGCCGAGGUCACUUCCGCUCUGAUGUUCCUGCACCGGCACGGAGUCAUAUACAGAGACUUGAAGCUGGACAACAUACUGUUGGAUGCGGAGGGUCACUGUAAGCUAGCGGACUUUGGUAUGUGCAAGGAGGGAAUCCUUAACGGCGUUACCACGACUACCUUCUGUGGUACACCUGACUACAUCGCUCCUGAGAUCCUCCAAGAGCUGGAUUACGGCCCGUCGGUGGACUGGUGGGCUCUGGGAGUGCUGAUGUACGAGAUGAUGGCAGGCCAGCCGCCCUUUGAAGCCGACAAUGAAGACGACCUGUUUGAGUCCAUCCUCCAUGACGACGUUCUCUAUCCUGUGUGGCUCAGCAAGGAGGCCGUGUCCAUCCUCAAAGCGUUCAUGACGAAGAGUCCCAACAAGCGUCUGGGCUGCGUGCUGGCUCAGGGUUUGGAGGAAGCCAUCAAGCAUCAUUCGUUCUUCAGAGAGAUCGACUGGACGCUGCUGGAGCAGAGAAGAGUCAGACCACCGUUCAAACCACGCAUCAAAACCAAAAGGGAUGUGAAUAACUUUGACCAGGACUUUACACGUGAAGAACCCGUCCUGACUCCGGUGGACGACAGCAUCAUCAAGCAGAUCAACCAAGAUGAGUUCAAAGGAUUUUCCUACUUCGGAGAUGAGACUGUGGCCUAA
Molecule: messenger RNA, 2022 nt
Organism: Scomber japonicus (chub mackerel)
Lineage: Eukaryota; Metazoa; Chordata; Actinopteri; Scombriformes; Scombridae
Product: protein kinase C epsilon type-like
Exons: 15
Coding region: 1-2022 (673 amino acids)
Biological process (GO): protein phosphorylation
Molecular function (GO): diacylglycerol-dependent serine/threonine kinase activity; ATP binding
Source: RefSeq, a predicted model, not a curated record